Molecule: messenger RNA, 936 nt
Organism: Auxenochlorella protothecoides
Lineage: Eukaryota; Viridiplantae; Chlorophyta; Trebouxiophyceae; Chlorellales; Chlorellaceae
Product: Putative chromatin-remodeling complex ATPase chain
Exons: 4
Coding region: 1-936 (311 amino acids)
Biological process (GO): nucleosome organization; regulation of transcription by RNA polymerase II
Cellular component (GO): nucleus; chromatin
Molecular function (GO): ATP hydrolysis activity; DNA binding; ATP-dependent chromatin remodeler activity
Source: RefSeq, a predicted model, not a curated record
AUGCCGGCCCUCCAGGACUUCCAGUUCUUUGACACCGCUCGCCUCACCGAGCUGUACGACGCGGAGCAGUCCUACGAGCUGCACAAGCACGCACUGGCGCAGAAGGAGGCGGCGGCGCGGGCCCAGGGCGCCAGCGAGGAGGUGAUCGCCAAGGAGAUCGCGCCCGGCGAGGACGACCCGCAGCCCCUCACCCCGGAGGAGUUGGCAGAGCGAGAGCAGCUGCUGGAGGACGGCUUCUCCAACUGGAACCGCCGCGACUUCAACGCGUUUGUGCGCGCCUGCGAAAAGUACGGCAGGACGCAGCUGUCCGACAUUGCGCGGGAGGUGGAAGGGAAGACCGAAGCCGAGGUGCGCGAGUACGCGGCGACCUUCUGGUCCCGAGUGGGCGAGCUGAACGACGCGGACCGCAUUCUGAAAAACAUUGAGCGCGGGGAGCAGCGCAUCCAGCGCCAGGCGGACAUCAUGACCGCCAUCGCUACCAAGCUGGAGAAGUACCGCAACCCUUGGCAGGAGGUGCGCAUCGCCUACGGCCCAGCCAAGGGCAAGGCGUACACGGAGGAGGAGGACCGCUUCCUGGUCUGCAAGGUGCACGAGCUGGGGUACGGCGCCUGGGACGAGCUGAAGGCCGAGAUCCGGGGAAACUGGAGGUUCAGGUUUGACUGGUUCUUCAAGUCGCGCACGCCGCAGGAGCUGGCGCGACGCACCGACACCCUCAUCCGCCUGAUCGAGAAGGAGAACGAGGAGGACGAGGAGCGGAACGCGGCGUCCAAGAAGGGGGCCAAGUCCGGCGGCGCGCCAGCACGCAAGCGCGCCGGGUCGGUCACGGCGGCGUCCUCCGCAGACGUCAAGGAGGGCGGCGACGACGGCAAGGAGGAGGUGGGCAGCGCGCGCAAGGCCACGCGCGCUGCGGCCGCGGUGUCCCCCGCCAAGAAGUAG